Molecule: messenger RNA, 1098 nt
Organism: Diachasma alloeum
Lineage: Eukaryota; Metazoa; Arthropoda; Insecta; Hymenoptera; Braconidae
Product: crooked neck-like protein 1
Exons: 2
Coding region: 1-1098 (365 amino acids)
Biological process (GO): mRNA splicing, via spliceosome; spliceosomal complex assembly
Cellular component (GO): precatalytic spliceosome; U2-type catalytic step 2 spliceosome; post-mRNA release spliceosomal complex
Molecular function (GO): protein binding
Source: RefSeq, a predicted model, not a curated record
AUGGAGGAUUCACAGGAAAUACGUCAGGCGCAAGAGAUAAAUCACAAAGCACCAGCAAUUCCGGCAGCCCCAUCAGAACCUCUUAUCCUCGAAGAUUUGAAAGCCCCAGAAUUCAUCGCUUUCCCGCCGGCCCCGAAGCAAAAAAUGGCCAGUCCGUACAACCUAAGCGUCUACUACGAAUAUCAAACCGACAAAGCGAUGAUCCUCCAGGAGAGAUUGGCCCCGAUCUACGAUGACUUCGUCCAGACUUACCCUUCACCUGAAAAGUGGAUAAAGUACUCUGAGUUUUACGAAUCCCUCGGCUUCACAUAUUCCGCGCGAUCAAUCUUGAGGAGGGCAGCACAAUACUACCGGGAUCGGGGGAUUCCCCGGAUACUGUCAGACGCCACCGAUAAAUUUUACAAGAGACAGGCUGAGUUCGUUCGUAUUUAUACGAACUAUACAGCCUUUCAGACACCCUUCGCAAAACCUCGAGAUCGUUCUGAGGUCGAAGACGCUGCCUUCUGGAGAAUCAAGUUCGACUAUGCGUGGACAAUUUAUUAUUCCCCCCGAGAGUACCAUCUUUGGAUCAGGUACAUUGAUCUCCUGAAGUUUGAGGAUUUGUACAGCUAUGAAGACAUCAAAGAAAUAUACCAGAUGGGCCUUUCCAAGGAACCAUUGCAGCGGUUUAAGCGUUACUGGGUGGAUUACGUACAGUUGGGGAUCAAGUACGCUCGGUCUGAGGAGGAAGCCGGUGACAUUGAGUCUUGCAGGGAAAUCUACAAAAAUGGUCUAGAUUCCAUCCCCCAUCCUCAAUUCACGUUUUGUGAACUCUGGCUGGUGUAUGUGCAGCUGGAGAUUGGGCAGGGGAAUCUGGAAUUAGCGAGGGAUUUCCUGAGGAAGGCCCUUAAAGUUUGUCCGAAGGAGAGAAUUCAUAGACCUGGGAUUCCGAGGCAUGUUCAGCUCGUGGAGUUGAACAGCUGUAAGGAAUUGUUCGAGAAAUAUUUAGAGCUUGAACCUGAGGAUUGCUCCGUGCAGAGGAAGUACGAAAAGUGGAAGACUGCGGUCGGUGAUUUUGAAGAAAAUGUGGCUCGAAUGAAGCCAGUUCCGCACAAAUAG